AUGGCCUCCUCCCAGCCGGUCGCGUCGCCCAGGCCCAGUCGUGGUUUCAGUUUCGGUGGCAGGUCUGAUAAAUCUCGCCGUUCCAGCAACGCUGCCAGCAAUAAAAUCUCUUUCAGGGAAUCUUCUGAGGAGAAGCACAGGCGCAGUUUACACACCAAAGCCGAUCCGACGCUUGCUAUAAACGAAGCGCAACCAAUGGCUGUUGCCCUCGAACAGUCGACUCUGGGCUCUUUGAGAGCUAUGCAGCACAAAGACCGAUAUGGACAGAUUAUCACUGAUCCCGACCUUUCCAAUCCCACUCGUCCUCGAUUCGAACGUCCAUUAGACACCAUCCGAGCUUUUGAAGCUGCUUUCGAAGGAACGUACAGUAGUAGACCUGUUUCCUGGGCGAGAACAGAGUCCAGCCGUGGAAACGGGCACCAUCCAAACAGAGGAUACAGUGAUCAGAGUGGUUACUUCACUCAAAGGGGAACCUAUUCGCGACCAGAGAGUUAUGUCGAUACUUACAACAGCCAGCCUCAAGAUAAUAGCUACUAUCCGUACAACCAGGGCGGCAGCCGCCGACCACGCCCCAACCCGCGCAUGUAUACCGAGCAGACAGGGUACAGUAACGGCUCGAAUGGAUACGCACAGCAUUCAUACCAGAAGUCAUACGAUAAUAUCACUGCGGUCUCUGGGUCGGGUGGAAGCCACACUGACGCUUGGGGCAAUUCGACCGACCCCAGUUCCGUGAACAGUUCGAUCGAUCAAUUAUCGCAGCAGCUACAAUUUGGACAGCAAGGGUUCAAUUCCCAACCCAAUCUCAAUGGCUAUGCGCCAGCACCUGCAAAGACCCCCGUACAUAGCUUCGGCCAAGCACCAGCCUCCGAUCCGAACGCCGGUGGCCCCGUGGGCGGCACCCCAGCCGCCGCAUCAGCGCCCAACCGUCGUCAACUGCGGAAAUCGGUGAACAUGUCCGAUACAGGGGAUAAGCGAAAGAGCUGGUUCAAGCGCAAGUUUGGCAAGGAUUGA
Molecule: messenger RNA, 1011 nt
Organism: Aspergillus thermomutatus
Lineage: Eukaryota; Fungi; Ascomycota; Eurotiomycetes; Eurotiales; Aspergillaceae
Exons: 4
Coding region: 1-1011 (336 amino acids)
Source: RefSeq, a predicted model, not a curated record